Messenger RNA from Lingula anatina, 1752 nucleotides. Its product is annotated as cytochrome P450 1A5. Gene Ontology annotation, molecular function: heme binding; steroid 17-alpha-monooxygenase activity; iron ion binding. Gene Ontology annotation, biological process: progesterone metabolic process; hormone biosynthetic process. NCBI's taxonomy places the organism in Eukaryota, Metazoa, Brachiopoda, Lingulata, Lingulida, Lingulidae. The record is from RefSeq and is a predicted model, not a curated record.
CCUUGCAAUUAACGUGUUAAGUAGUUGCAUGCGUAAGACAUCGUGGGACAUUACUUGAUGCAAAGUGCAACCAACAUAUCAGUCUUUUUGCGUCGUGAGAAAAGUUAGAAAGAGAGAAAGACAAGAAGAUGUUUGCAAUUUUUGCGGCUGCUUCCUCGACCCUUUCUGAGGCGACGAAGGACCAUCUGAGCACUUUGCUUUUAAUGUUCCUGAUAUUAUUGAUUGGAUUGGUGAGCAAAAUUCUCAAUGAUAAGCACGUGAAGGAGACUGUCGAUCCGAAAACCGCUGGUCGAGCCUGUCCCACUCCGCCCGGGCCUAUAGCUUGGCCGGUCCUGGGGAACUUGCUUCAGCUGGGCACCAAGCCGCACGUGACGCUUACCAACUGGAGGUCCAUGUAUGGAGACGUCUACCAGAUGCAGAUGGGCAGUCGCCCCACUGUUGUCCUGAAUGGCCUGGAGACCUGCCGACAAGCACUGGUCAAACAAGCUGAAGAUUUUGCUGGUAGGCCUGCCUUUUAUUCCUUUAACUUCAUUGGCAACGGGAAAAGCAUGGGGUUCUGCGAUUUUGGCACCCGCUGGAAGUACCAUCGUCGCAUAGCACAGAAUGGCGUAGCAAUGUUCGUCAAUGACCGGCAUAAUCCGAUAGAAGAGUUUAUCAAAGCAGAGGCAGCUUUUCUGGUACAGAAACUCAAUGAAUCCAACGGAGAGAAAUUUAACCCGCAUAAUGAAAUCUACUAUUCCGUCGGCAACAUAAUUUGCGCACUGUGCUUCGGUAAAAGAUACAGACGCGACGAGCCAGACUUCCAGCAGCUUGUUAAAAUGAACGAAGAAUUCAUGGCUUUUGCUGGGGCGGGAAACCCAGUGGACAUAAUGCCCUGGACGCGAUGGCUCACGAAACGGUCCUUCGACAAAUUCAUUGCCAUUUUGAAAACCAUGGACAAUUUUUGCUUGCGUAAGACCAAAGAACAUUUAGAUACGUACGAUGAUUCUCUGACCCGGGACAUUACCGAUUUUCUUAUCAAGACCGUUCGUGACACACCACAGGAAGAGAAGGACGCCGCCGAAAUUACCGACGAGCAUAUAAUGACGACAGUGCAGGAAAUCAUCGGCGCCGGCUUUGACACCAUCGCUACCACUCUCCAGUGGGGUGUAUUGCUUAUGACACGCUACCCGGAACACCAAGCUAAGGUCCGUAAAGAGAUCGACGCCAUUAUCGGCCAAGAGCGCGCACCGGAGCGUAGUGACAUCGGCACCCUUCCCUUCACCGAGGCUUGCAUCUUGGAAACGAUGCGUUUUUCGUGCAUCUUUCCCUUUGCGCUCCCUCAUUCUACCACACGUGACACCGUUUUGAAUGGCUUCUUCAUUCCGGCCAACACCCUGGUUUUCGUGAACCAAUGGAGUAUUACGCGCGACGAAAGCAAAUUCCCUGAUCCGGAGGUGUUCGACCCGCGACGAUUUUUGACCGAUGACGGCCUGGCAUUAGACAAGGCAAAGGCAGAGCUAUUCCUCCCUUACGGAGCUGGGCGAAGAAGGUGCCCGGGCGAACCGUUGGCUAAAAUAGAAAUGUUCAUCUUCUUCGUUACACUUCUGCAGAAAUGCCGCUUUGAGCCGGUGGUGCUAAACAUGAGCACGGAAAGCAAAUACGGCCUGACUCUUAAGCCUAAAGAUUUCGAGGUGUAUGUUAAACCACGUGCAUUAUAAAUUGGAGAACAAUUGGUUUACGAGAAAGAAAGAAAGAAAGAAAGAAAAAAGG